Salmo salar (Atlantic salmon) is the source of this 2898-nucleotide messenger RNA. The record is from RefSeq and is a predicted model, not a curated record. NCBI's taxonomy places the organism in Eukaryota, Metazoa, Chordata, Actinopteri, Salmoniformes, Salmonidae.
GGUUGGACCGAAUUUGAGAGGUGCUGUCGGAACAGUCAGCCUGGUUGCAGCCAGCAGGCUAUAUGUAGACAGCAGUGGGUUUAAUCCAUCCAGAGACAUGCAUAGGAAGUGACGAUUCUCCGCCUGUCAUCCUGGUUGUGACAAAGCAAUGAAACACGCCGAAGAAGACGAGCUCGAGACCCGAUUUGAUGCCGCAGUGCGAGUGAUACGGAGUUUACCCGAAGAUGGUCCAUAUCAGCCGGCAGAUGGCAUGAUGCUCAUGUUUUAUAGUUACUACAAGCAGGCUGCGCUUGGGCCAUGUAAUAUUCCAAGACCCACAGGAUACUGGGACACUGCAGGCAAAGCCAAGUGGGACGCAUGGAACUCACUGGGGAAUAUGUCAAAGGAGGAAGCCAUGCAAGCGUACGUCAAUGACAUUCAGCUGAUUCUGGAGACUCUUCCAGUCACAGAGGAGGUGUCUGAUCUGCUGGAGGCUCUUGGGGGGUAUUUCUUCGAAGAAGUGGAGGGAGGAGUGGAGGAAGAGAAGGAGGAGGACAAGAGGGCCUACAGCAGGCCUUUCGCAGCAGCUGCAGGCUUUGGGAGUCUGGAAAUCUGGAAGGAUAUUCAAACCAUAGUCCCAGAAAGCAAAAUAAAUGGCAUGACUAUGACUGACAAGGAGGAAAGCAAAGAGGAAAGCAAAAGCACUGAUAAAGAGGAGGAGGAGGAGGAGAAAGUGGACAGUGAUGAGGAGGAGGAAGAGGAGAAGGAGGAGAAGGAGGAGGAGGAGGAGAAAGUGGACAGUGAUGAGGAGGAAGAUGCAGAUGAUGAAGCGGAGGAGGAGAGAGAGAGGAAGUCCCCAGGCCCUGACAUAAAUCUGCUCAGGGUGAAGGACAGCAGGUGGAGGUCAGAGGUCAGCUCGUCCAACGGCAGUGUGGAGCCCAGCGUCUCCUCCAUGACCAACGGGACACAGAGCUCCCUCAACAGUGAGGUGGAGGAAGAGGAACUGGCCUACUCCAAAGAUCCCCUCCCGGAGAACCGCUACAGGCAUCUGAACAGACACCUCAGUGAGCGUCUUCGAAUCAACGACUCGGACAAUGAGGAAUUCUGUGAUUCAAUGGAACAUUUAGCCAUGGAGGAGGAAUCGGGAAUACCCAGAGUACACUCCUCCGGGACAAGGGCAAGUCAAACUAAGAGGAGGAGUCUUCAGGGAGAGACCCUGGAUGAGGACCUAAGUCUCCAGGAAGACUCCCCUCACAGGGAGGGGCUUCAUACAGAACGACGUGACAGUUGCUGGUCAAUGAGUGGAAUAGGUUCCAGGUCAUCGGGACUAGGUUGCGGGUCACAGCUUUCUACCAGUGGAAAUGCUGCAGAGGGCUGGGUUAUGCAGAACAGGACUGAGGCUGUUGCCAGUGGUAACCUUAACGAGCACAUCGCCAUGGCACUGACCAGGCUGCAGGAGGACAUGGCUAACGUGCUUCAGAGGCUUAACACUCUGGAGGCCCUGACCACAUUACAGACUAGAUCACUUUCUCAGGCUAGACAAGAUGACUCCUUAUCCCUAGCAAGAAAGAGUCCUUCGUGGUGGCCUUUGCACCUGUCUCCUACCACUGUGGUGUUUGCUACAGUCUGGCCUUUGAUUUCUCAUUGGAUGGUUCAUAUUUACCUGCAACGAAAGAGGAAAAAGAUAAGCUGAGGAUCGAGUGGGUUAUUCAAGCAAGCCAAACUCUAAGAGAAUUGCCUGUACUUUUGUAUCGAAAUUGUACUUUUCAUUUAAAUUCUCUAAAUGUCACUGUUUGGCACUGGACACCAGCUGUAAUUGUACAGGGAGGUGAUUUGUAAUACAUAAUUCACAAUUUAUUUUUUAUUUAAACAUUGUCUGGAUUUACAGGCACAAUACAAGGUUUGUUUACCACGUGAAAAAUAUGUAAUAUUAUUUUGAUACCCCACUAAUGCCAUACAAUAUUGUAUAUAGCAUUAGUGGAUCGGUUUCCCAGAUUGCCAUUGGACUAAAAAGCACUUUCAAUGCUUUCAAUGGGGAUUCUCCAUUGAAGUCCAAGAGAUAGGCUCUUAUAGCUUAAUAUUUUCUUAACACAUGACAUAGUGAACCACUAACUUGCUUGAUCAUUUGCUCUAAUUUAAAACAGGGUGCAGCGCAAUAUAUAUUACACCCUUUGUCACUUAGAAUGACAUGAUGUUUCCGUUUCUCGAAAAUAGGCAAUACAUGAAUGUUUGUCAAAUGUAUACACAUAAAAGUAGUGUUCAUUGGCCUCCAAACAAAACAUCACAAGUUUUACAUGGCACUGCCUGAGGGGGAUCAAGACAUAAUAGAUCUAUUGAUGUGGUGUUGAGGUCCAAGAACAUAACUAGAUUUUAUACAGUAUUUAUUAACCAUAUUAUAGUACAUACUUAAGCGUACUCCUACUUGACAUUGAUGAAUAACCUUCAACUAACCACUAAUGGAUUAUAUAUUCAUAUUUUAUUCCCAAUAUACGUAAAUAUUUCAGAAUGUUUUAGCAAAGAAAUCCCUGAAGAACAUACAACUUUCAUUAAUACAGAGGGAUGAGGAAGGUUUCUGUGUGGAUCAAAGGCUGAACAUUAUUGUACAAUAUCUGCUGUCUAUUAUCAUUUGCAAUGAGCCCAAAUCAUUCACUUCCAGAAAUAAAUCCUUUAGGGUUUGUAGAAAUGUUAUAUUUUCCUAAUCUUAUGUAGAGAUUGAAGUUUUUUUUUCUUCCUGUGAACACAUUGUGUAAUUUAUGAGUAAUGAAUGAUAGGAAACAACACUAUAGUGCAAAAUAUUGUAUUUGUUGUAUUUAAUUCAAUUACAAGAAUGUAUCUAAGUAGCCAAUUGAUGAUUAUACAAUUAUAACCUGAGAUGCAUCUGCAAGUUGCAAUAAAGCCUUGUUCACACUGCAGACCUUA